Molecule: messenger RNA, 1740 nt
Organism: Prunus avium (sweet cherry)
Lineage: Eukaryota; Viridiplantae; Streptophyta; Magnoliopsida; Rosales; Rosaceae
Source: RefSeq, a predicted model, not a curated record
AUGAAGAAACCAGUGACACUGUAUUACACCACCUCCGUCCUCCUGAAAGUAUGCCGAAGUAAUCAUGUUGUCGGAAAAGCCGAUAUUCCUCCUCCUCCUCCUCCUCAAAUUCAACUUCCAACUCCAACAACUCUUGUUGGUCCUCCAUUGCUCAGCAGAUUAAAGGCUAAUAACUAUAAUGAUGGUUCCAACAAGAACCCUAUCCCAAACCCCUGCCUCCGUCUGUUUUUCGACAUCAAACCACCUGCAUACUGGAGGGGCACCCCCCAAUUUUCCGAUGACUAUCUCCAGCAACUGCUGCCGCAAGCCUGGUCUCACAGCCCCCUCACCACACUCAAGCUCAUCUUCAAUCUACGUCACCGACGUGGUAAAUUUGACGAUCAAGCCUUCUACACGGCGGCGUACUGGCUCUACCAAUACCACCCCAAGACCCUUGCUUGCAACGUCGUUGCUAUUGCUGCCUCCUUUGGCACUUUCUUAGACCUUCUCAAGAUUCUGUACCGCACUUUACAAGGCAAAGACCAAUUGCCCAGUGCUCGUUUCUACCUACCGAUCACAAAAGGCAUCGAGGGUCGUACUUGGACGAGGAGGAGGAGGGAGAAGAUCUUGGCCAUGGCAAAAAAGGCUCUUGAGAGGAUUACCAGUGAUGAUGAGCCUGAGUGCUUGGAGAUAACCAGGGCGGCGGAUUUUUUCCCUCACAUCGACUCGUCUUACGAUCGAGCCACUCUGCUCUGCGAGAGCAUUGCGAAAAAGGUUUUUCCGCCAGGAGGAGGAGUAGAAUCGGAGGAGGCCGACAAUGAUUAUGCGUACAGUGUCAGGAAGCGGUUGUGGAAGGAGGUUUUGGUGCCAUUGAAGAAAGCCUUGGCCACCCCGGCUUAUACCGGUGGCAACAAAUGGGGUUAUGAUCCGGGGUUCAAGCGAGAGCCCUGCGCGGUUGAGACUUAUUUGGAGGACGUCGUCAAAGCCGGCAAGUCCAAGAUUAAGGCCGGUGCUCUGCUUCCAAAUGAGAUCAUAGGCUAUCUUAAGAGAAGGAUGGAUAAUGACGACGACGACGACGUGCAUGAUCUAAUGGCUGCGGCUGGUCUUCAGUGGAAGACCAUGGUAGAUGACUUCUACUUAAAGCAAGGCAAGUUUAAAAAGUGUUUGGUUGUAUGUGAUGUCGAGUCAAACAACAAAGUGUCGGUGGGUUUGGGGCUUCUGUUGUCUCAACUGAGUGAAGAACCAUGGAAUGGAAAGGUGAUCACCUACAAUGAGAACCCUCGGCUGGUUUCCAUACAAGGCCAUGAUCUUAAGUCCAAGUACGAGUUUAUGACAACAAAACUAGGCCCGUUGGAUGUUGGGGUUAAUUUUGAAAAGGUGUUUGAUUUGAUCCUGAAAGUGGCUGUGGAUGAGAAUUUGAAGCCGGAGCAGAUGAUCGAGAGGGUGUAUGUGUUCACUCCCUCCAGCGGGGCCUAUAAUAGAUGGGAGACUAGUGAUUUCGAGGCAAUGCAGAGAAAGUUUAAGGAGAAGGGAUAUGGGGAUGUGGUGCCACAUAUUGUGUAUUGGAAUAUCAGGGCACACAUGUCUGUGCUGGAGAUGCCUAAUACACAACCAGGCUUAGGCUUCACCAAGUUGAGUGGCUUCGUCAACAACAAUUUGGUCAAGUUCUUCCUGGACAAUGGUGGGGAUUUUGGCCCCGAACAUGCCAUGGGAGCUGCCAUUUCUGGCCAAGACUAUCAGAAUCUAGUUAUAGUGGACUGA